AUGAAGCUCUCCACCACCGCCCUCCUCCUCGCCGUCCUCUCCGCCGCCAGCCCAGCCAGCAGCGCCUGGCACCGCCCCGCGUGGCUCCUCCCCAUCGGCUUCACCUGGCCGGGCUGCCGCUCCGACAUGGACUGCGGCGGCUGCGCCGGCGACACCGACUUCGAGGCCCGCCUCCGCACGGCCAGGGCGGACGGCUUCUCCGGGUGGAUGAGCUGCGCCACCUGCGAGGCGGUUCACGGGCGCAGGCCGCGCUGGCCGCGGAAGGUGUGCGUCCUCCGGAGCCGGACCGGCGCAGGGCUCGAGUUUACACUGGAGAGGCUCCUCCACGACAAGAAGAACAUGGAGAACAAGAAGCAAUGCUAG
Purpureocillium lilacinum is the source of this 363-nucleotide messenger RNA. RefSeq lists its product as uncharacterized. Lineage: Eukaryota; Fungi; Ascomycota; Sordariomycetes; Hypocreales; Ophiocordycipitaceae. The record is from RefSeq and is a predicted model, not a curated record.